Molecule: messenger RNA, 4474 nt
Organism: Daphnia pulicaria
Lineage: Eukaryota; Metazoa; Arthropoda; Branchiopoda; Diplostraca; Daphniidae
Product: furin-like protease 2
Exons: 17
Coding region: 373-4158 (1261 amino acids)
Biological process (GO): protein processing
Cellular component (GO): trans-Golgi network; Golgi membrane
Molecular function (GO): serine-type endopeptidase activity
Source: RefSeq, a predicted model, not a curated record
UGCUGUCUGCUAUACACUGGGAAAGUGAAGGUCUACUUUAGCUGCAGGGUUCUCCUGUUUUUUUUUUCCCCUUCAGUUUUUGGUGGACGAAAGAAGAGAGAAACGAAUAAUAAUAAAGUCUCUCUCUCUCUUCUCAGUCCAUGCUGAGAUCUGUGUUCGACGAGUUCUGGAAAACUUUCUACUCCCGCUGUAGAGUUGAAGGUACACGUCAAAACAACAGAGCACCACCACCAACACAACUAGAGCAGUGUAAAGGAUUUUUCGAUUCUUUGGCUGCCGAAAUUACUACUACAUCUUCUCGUCAGCGAAGAAGGCUACCAAUGGACUCUACUUCUCGGUGGGACUGACCACAAAAUCUCAGUUGGAGGGAAUAUGUCUUCCAGACUCAACUGCAAGAGAACUUGUGAUACAACAGUGAUGUCUGUGAUCGAACAAAUGAUUUUGCUGGUUAUCGUGUACUUCUCCUACUGCAGUGCUAGUUCAAUCGUGGAAAACUCAUCAAAUGACUUGGUGUACAAUAAUCAAUUUGCAGUGAACAUUCCAAAUGCUUCUGAAGUGCUAGUCCAGCUCAUUGCAGAGAAACAUGGCUUUAGAAGCCUGGGCCAGGUUGGUUCUCUGGAUGGGUACUUUUUAUUCGAACACGAUCAUGUCCACAAGCGGUCGGCCGACCCGAGCGGCCUUCACCACGAAAAGCUCGUCAACGAACCGGGGGUUGUAUGGGUAGCACAGCAGCACGAGAGGAGACGGUACAAGCGUGAUUUCGCUUCACGUUCGAGUAUCAGCAAUUUCGCCUUGGGUAAAGGCAGCGAGUUUCCCGAUCCAUUUUAUCGAGAACAAUGGUAUCUGCAUGGUGGAAGCCAGGAAGGAUUCGACAUGAACGUCAUACCCGCCUGGCGCAAAGGUUAUUCAGGCAAAGGAAUCGUCGUUUCCAUCCUGGAUGACGGCAUUCAAACCAAUCACCCUGAUCUGGCCCAGAACUAUGAUCCAUUGGCCAGCUCAGACAUCAACGACAACGAUAACGACCCGAUGCCUAGAGAUAAUGGCGACAAUAAGCACGGGACGAGAUGCGCCGGCGAAGUAGCCGCCGUCGCUUUUAAUUCCUACUGCGGCGUUGGCAUAGCCUUUAAUGCCAGCAUUGGUGGCGUCCGGAUGCUUGACGGCACCGUUAAUGACGCCGUCGAAGCACGAGCACUCAGCCUUAAUCCUGAUCAUAUCGACAUUUACAGCGCAUCGUGGGGACCCGAAGAUGAUGGCAAGACGGUCGAUGGCCCUGGACCGCUUGCCAAACGUGCCUUCAUCAACGGGAUCAUGAAGGGACGGAAAGGUAGAGGAUCCAUCUUUGUGUGGGCUUCGGGUAACGGAGGUCGACAUGAUGAUUCCUGUAACUGCGACGGAUACACAAACUCUAUCUUUACUUUGUCGAUAUCGAGCGCAACUCAAGGAGGGUUCAAGCCUUGGUAUCUGGAAGAGUGCUCAUCUACUUUGGCAACUACUUACAGCUCGGGACGUCCCGAUGUGGAUCGAUCCAUCGCUACGGUCGAUAUGGAUGGCUCACUAAGACCCGAAUUUCUCUGCACUUCAGACCACACUGGCACUUCUGCUUCGGCUCCUCUAGCAGCUGGUAUUUGUGCCUUGGCCCUCGAAGCUAAUUCCAACCUUACCUGGAGAGAUAUGCAGCACCUGGUCGUCUUUACGUCCAGGCCAGAUCCGCUCCAUGAUAACGGCUGGGUUACUAAUGGCAUUGGCAAGAAAGUGAGCCAUAAAUUCGGUUACGGUCUGAUGGAUGCUUCAGCCAUGGUGACGUUGGCCGAACAGUGGACCAAUGUGCCCCCACAGCACGUCUGUCAGACGCCAGCUGAUCAAAGUGACCGUCUCAUUCCGAGCGGUUUUGGACAAAAAUUAGAAGUUGUGGUAGAAACUGAUGCCUGCGCUGGAUCCGCUCACGAGAUCCGUUUUUUGGAACACGUCCAGUGCAGAAUUUCUCUCCGGUUCGCUCCCCGUGGAAAUCUGAGGAUUCGAUUGACUUCGCCGUCUGGAACCCAGUCGGUGCUUUUAUUUGAACGACCUCGAGACGUGUUGGAUUCAUCUUUUGACGAUUGGCCAUUUAUGAGCGUCCAUUUUUGGGGUGAAAGGGCUUCUGGAAGAUGGAAACUUGAGAUUUUGAAUGCCGGAGUUAAACGAGUGAACAAAGCUGGAAUUUUGAAAAAAUGGCAACUUGUGUUUUACGGAACAGACACGAAUCCUAUUCGCCUACGUUCACUUCAAACGCCUCGUCCUACUUUCCCAAACCUUAACGGCGGGGCAGCGACCAUCGGUCGAGACGUUCACGGACUGUCGGCCCCGCCUUCGGUGGCCACACCUUUGGCUCCUACUUUUAAAAGCGUCGGCCGAGCUCCGAACGCACCUGGUAGCCAGUUAUUCUUCCCAGGCAACCCGGGAUUCCGCCCGUCAUACUUCCCCAACACGGGCUAUCCAGAUUUCCUCCAGUUUGCUGGAAGCCAACCUGUCACUUAUAGCGCUGCGAUGGAGGCCACGCCUUCUUCCAACGCGGCGAGCAAAAACAAUUGCCCAAAGUUUAGUCACGACGGGAAUUGCGUUGAUGCCUGCCCACUUACAGGAUAUUACAUCUCACCCGAAAUGGUAUGUCUGGCUUGCCACGCAUCCUGUAAUAACUGCACUGGACCGGAACCCCAUCAGUGCUUAUCAUGCGCACCGACAUUCAAUCAAAUGAUAGACAAGAACCUUUGCGUGGAACACUGCCUUGAUGGCUACCACUUAGAUGAAGCAAAGAUGACGUGCAUUCCUUGCCAGCCGCAGUGCAAUACGUGCAACAACGCCCUGGAAUGUUCUAGUUGCGAAUUCCGCUUCGUUAUUCACGAUGGCCAAUGCCUGCCGUCUUGUCUGCCCGGCUACUACGAGACCGACGACUAUGCUUGUGCACCAUGUGAUACUAGUUGCUCCACAUGUCGGGGUCCCCAUGAUGACCAUUGCGUCACUUGUGCCGAAUCUUUCUCGGAAUUUAAUGGAUCAUGUGUUCAACAUUGUCCGGCCGGUUUCUGGAGCCAUGGAGCACCCGGAAGCAAACAAUGUCUCCCGUGCCCUCCCGGUUGUGAAGCCUGUUCGCUGAAGGAGAACGACUUUGGUCUUGUUUGUAGCGAAUGUGCUGACCAGUGGGUCCUGGACUCGUCCACCCUUCUUUGUCUUAAUCCAUCGACUAAUGUCUGCCCCGAAGGGGAAUACGUUGUUGAUGGCAAGUGCUACCCCUGCCAUGGAUCAUGUAGUGAAUGCAGUGGUUCAUCCAGCACUCAGUGUACUCACUGUUCCAACCGUACCAUGCAUCUCGGCUCCUGCUUGGAGGUCUGUCCCCAAGGCACUUUCGACGAGGCCGGAUCUGAGGACUCGAAACACAUCCAAUUCUGUCGGCCAUGUCCGCAGGCUUGCGCUCAGUGCGACAGUAUGGAUCAUUGCACUGAAUGCUUAGGAACACUUCAACUACAAAACGGAAAAUGUCUUGCUUCUUGCGAAGACGGGUAUUAUAGCGAUCGUGGAGUCUGUGUGCGCUGUCAUGGAAGUUGCGCAUCCUGCAGCGGACCGCUGGCCACUGAUUGCACGCACUGCGCGAAUGGCUUCUCUUGGUUGCAGCAUCACUGCCUCUCUCAGUGUCAUUUGGGGCACUACAACAUAUCAUUGGGCUCCUUAAUCGCAACGGAAUAUCAAACGCCUGCCAAGAUGAACCAGUUCCUCUGUGCCCGUUGCCACGCCUCUUGUCAAAUGUGCGAAGGAAGUGCGCUCAACUGUCUAGCCUGUUCGGACGGAUUUGUCUGGAACAACAACACCUGCAUCCUCACUUCUUUCGAUUCGAGAAUAGUGGAAAUCCCAUUGGUCGAAUUCGUCAAAGAAUCUGAAGGACGGGGAACACGAGCCAAGGACAAUGUCGAACCAGGCCGCUUCCUCAGUGCUUCUCAUUGGUUAUUUGGAAUGGCUGCUAGUUUUAUUGCUGGAAUAAUUGUUGUGCUGGCAGUUCAGGUGAGAUCACGUAUUACUAAAAACUAUUCGCGAGUUCCGUUAUCGAUUCCCGAAGAAGACCAUGAAACUGGGUUCGACAAAUUACUCUCGGCAUCCGACGAGGAAGACAGCGAUACAUUUCCCAAAGUUUGAAUUAGGUAAAUAAUUUCAACUGUGCAACCUCUGGUUGUGCUUGGCACACCAGAAUGCCAUGACAAUCUUUGGCUAGUUUCCCGACCAAAGGCAAAUAAGUUCCAGCCUCUUUUGAAGAAAAAUAAUGGCUCAUGUGCCAGUGACAUUCGGUCACAUCGAUGGGAUUUUAAUGCUAUAACUGCUAUCAAUUAAGUUGUUACUUUAAAACGAGUAAUGUGAUGUUAUUUGUAAAAUUGUGUUGAUAUUGGACGACGGGCGUAUUAUGACGCUGACACAUUUUCCAUUAUGUUGGAUAAAUUACAAACACUUCCACAAA